Messenger RNA from Leptidea sinapis, 8282 nucleotides. RefSeq lists its product as uncharacterized. Gene Ontology annotation, biological process: mitotic spindle organization; cell population proliferation; cerebral cortex development. The record is from RefSeq and is a predicted model, not a curated record. Bases 413 to 6553 code for a protein of 2046 amino acids. Gene Ontology annotation, cellular component: cytoplasm. The transcript has a single exon. NCBI's taxonomy places the organism in Eukaryota, Metazoa, Arthropoda, Insecta, Lepidoptera, Pieridae.
UCUAACGGUUUUGUUUGUCCAAUCCAAGUUCAACUGUGUUUUGGCAAGAUUCCCUGUCUUGAGCGUGCCGUACUCGGAUUAUAUUAUUAUACAUAUAGGUCGUUUUGUAAGUAAAGUAUAAAAAGUUUAAAAAUAGACUUACACAGUGAGUUGCGUGUUUCGACAUUUUUGUUCCUAAGACACAUAGCGGGCUUCUAUAUUAUCUUUUGAGAAUUGAAACUCAAAGUGAAAUUAGUGAAAUCAUACACUGUUAAGAUUGUUCUCAUUUUUUGUGGCGUUGUGAUCUAUAUUAACUGUAUCGCGUUUUAACGAAAGAGUAAGCUAAGUGCAUUUGCGUUCUCAUAUAUACUAACAAAUAUACCUAUAUACUAACGAAAUAUCGUGCAUUGAAUAUUAUAGUUUUAUUGUGAGCAUGGGGGAAGUAGAGCCUAUGGAUGUAGAUAGUUUAGAAGACUAUUUUGACAAUAAGGAAAAUACAUUUCACCUCAACAAUAACCCUAGAGCAUUGGCUGUAGAAAAAUUUGAUGACCUGGAUGCCUCUGAAUUUAACAUGAAAUUGAGAUACUCUGUCACCCCAGCAUCAUCGCCAAUGUCCAAAAGUUAUACAGCAAAUAGUAUAGAUAACAAAAAUAAUGAAGAUCAAUUCAAUGAUGUAAAUAUAAGUCAAAAUCUUACUCACUCAUUGAAUUCCACAUUAACUCAAGACAUUACAAGGUCUCAUAAGUCUCUUCUACCACUACAGGCUAUUUCAAAUGAAGAAAUUGUAGAUAUAAACCGAAGCACAUCUGUAAGACAAAUAUUAGAUACAACUCAGAACAAAAAUGAAACAAUUAUUUUAAAAACCUCUGAAGAUAUUGAAGAGAAUACUUCUUUGCCGAGUACCUCAUCAUCAUUUGCUCAUACUCCAGAGGCUACAACACCUCUAAGGGAAGCACCAAAGCAAGAGAGUACUUCACCUAUUAUGAGGGGAUUGAAAAGUGUCCUCAGCAUGUUUAAGACAUCUCAAAACACUUCAACAACCCCAACUGAGAGUGAUAAUCAACAAACAGAGGUUGAGCCAAUCAACAUAAAUACCUGUACACAUAAUAUUUUAGCUUCUACACCAAUAAGCAAUAAAAUAAACACAUCAAAACAAAAAAGUCAAUUGAAAGAAAGUGUUUGUUUUAAAGAUGACUUUGAAAGAGAAUUAGAGUGGAAAGAAAACAGUGAAAGUGAAAUAUUUUUUAAAGAAGAAAGGAUACCUGUUCACAAAUUAUUUCCGAUAUUAACUACUUCUCCAGAAAAAGUUUCAAACAUUUGUGCCAACAAUAAUAUUAAUAUAACCGUUGAACAUAUGGACAUAUCAUUAAAUGAAUCAGUAAAGGAUUGUACUGUAACAGAUCAGGUAAAAAUUUUAAUUAAUGAUGAUAAUAAGUUGGUUGAAUCAGACAGUGAAUUUGUUGAUUGUGAAACAACUAACAAUAAAAGUGACUACCUAGAUGUUUCUACAAAUAAAUCUCAUGAUUCUAUUGUUAAAAGUGAUUGUAUACAAAAUAAUAUAAAGAUACUAAAAGAAAAAGGAUCAAAAAACACAGAUGAUACUGAUAUCAAUAAAGAAGAAACUGCAAUUUUUGCACAUUAUUCAACUCUGGAUGGUAAUAAAGUUAUUAAAUCUGAAGAUAGUAAGAAAGAAGUGAUUGUAAAUAAUGUAUUUUGCUGUGAAAGACCAGAACAAAGUAAUAAGAUUAUACUCAAAGAUGAGGAAGACAAAGAUACUGAUAUAAAUAAAGAAGAAACUGAAAUUUUUGCACAUUAUUCAACUCUGGAUGGUAAUAAAGUUACAAAAUCUGAAGAUAGUAAAAAAGAAGUGAUUGUAAAUAAUGUAUUUUGCUGUGAAAGAUCAGAACAAAGUAAUACGAUGAUACUAAAAGAUGAGGAAGCUAAAGACAAAGAUACUGAUAUAAAUGAAGAAGAAACUGCAACUGCAAUUUUUGCACAAUAUUCAACUCUGGAGGGUAAUAAAGUUAUUAAAUCUGAAGAUAGUAAGAAAGAAGUGAUUGUAAAUAAUGUAUUUUGCUGUGAAAGAUCAGAACAAAGUAAUAAGAUUAUACUAAAAGAUGAGGAAGCUAAAGACAAAGAUACUGAUAUAAAUGAAGAAGAAACUGCAACUGCAAUUUUUGCACAAUAUUCAACUCUGGAGGGUAAUAAAGUUAUUAAAUCUGAAGAUAGUAAGAAAGAAGUGAUUGUAAAUAAUGUAUUUUGCUGUGAAAGAUCAGAACAAAGUAAUAAGAUUAUACUAAAAGAUGAGGAAGCUAAAGACAAAGAUACUGAUAUAAAUGAAGAAGAAACUGCAACUGCAAUUUUUGCACAAUAUUCAACUCUGGAGGGUAAUAAAGUUAUUAAAUCUGAAGAUAGUAAGAAAGAAGUGAUUGUAAAUAAUGUAUUUUGCUGUGAAAGAUCAGAACAAAGUAAUAAGAUUAUACUAAAAGAUGAGGAAGCUAAAGACAAAGAUACUGAUAUAAAUGAAGAAGAAACUGCAACUGCAAUUUUUGCACAAUAUUCAACUCUGGAUGGUAAUAAAGUUAUUGAAGAAAGUAAGAAAAAAGAUAUUGCAAAUAAUGCAAUUUGCUGUGAUAGAUCAGAACAAAGUAAUAAGAUGAUACUUAAAGGUGAGGAAGAAAAAGAUACUGCAAUAAAUAUAGAAGAAACUGCAGCUCCACUGAAAUGUUGUAAAAAAUUAUCAAUAUUUAAUGAAAUUUCCCUCGGUAAAGAACAGUGUUCCGAUCUCUUAACCACUAUGAAUAAUGAAGAUCUUUUAAUGCAAGACACCAAAAUCACCACUAUCAAUAAUUCUGAAAUUGGUAUUGAUGGUGCAGGAAAUCAGGAUAUUUUUGAUUUUAAGUGCAUAGAUAUAGAAAAUAAUAAAGGAAUAUCUGAUGUGCAUACACUUGAUUCCGUUAUGGAUUGUAAUACUAUCAAUUUGAUGAAGACGGAAAAGACUAGCAACCCAGAUGUGUCUAAAUCUUCUUUGAUUCAAGCUGCAGAAAAUAAUGAAUCUAAUCUUACUUUCAAUGUCUUAAUAAAUCCAACUUCUACACAUAAAAUUGUACAGUUUAAUGCAACUACAAAUAGCACAGUUAUAACCAAUCUGGAAAAAAAAUGUGACACUCACACAAGUGAUGAACACUAUAAUACAGUAAAUGAAGAUAAAAAUAAUGAAAAGAAUGUGAAGGAAACAACACUCGCAAACUCUGACACUCAUGUUAGUGCAGUAAAUAGUACCUCAAUUAGUAUUGAAAAGUGUUCUGUUGUAAAUGAGGAUUCCAAAGAUAUUAUUAUGCAAGAUACCACUAUUAUUAAUAACCAGAUGCUACACAAAACUAGUUACAUUAAUCUUAAUAAUGGAAAUAGUGAGAAUGUGUAUAUAAGUAAAACAAAAAUGCAAAAUGACAUACUACAUAAGGAAGUCAUUGAAAUUGUGAACAAUAAAACAGAGCCUGUAGAUGAUACUUGUGAUUCAAGUACAGAUUUUAAUACUAUUAAUGUAACAAAAUAUGAUGAUACUGUUAGAGAAGAUAUUGAUGAACAUCCUCAACUACUUAUAAAUAGUAGUAUAUCUAUUCAAAAGGAACAAUGCCCUAAUGUUGGAAAAGCAAAUGUUUAUGAUCAGCAAAUUGAUAUGGAAUGUAUGAUUAAAAGCUGUAAAUUAAAAGAAUCAUGUGACAUAGGUAUUAACGAAAUUAACAAAAUAAACAUACUCUCUGAAAAAAUGGAUGACAACAAUUCAGAAAUAAAUAAGAAAGGAACUAUAGAUUGCGAUAUUAAUGGUAAUUCCAACAAAGAUAGCAUUUCAGGUGGAAAUGAAGAUGCCAAAUCAAAAUUGAAUCAAACAUCAUCUUUCGAUGGCAUUGUCAUAGACAAAGUACAGUGUUCCGAUCUUGUGGCCAAUGAUAAUGAAUAUGUUCAAGAUAUGUCUAUGCACAGUAUAAAAAUAGUCAAUGAUAGCCUUCAAUUACAUGAAACUAGUAACAUUAAAUGUAAGAAUGAGAAUAAGAACAUCAGUGAAGAAACUCCUUGUAAACAAAUAAAUAUAAUACAGGAACACCUUUCAAAAGAAAAUCAAAAGGUUAGAUUGAUGAAUAAUUUUGAGGAGAAUGGUGAGAAUAAUGAUAUUAAAGACAAAAUUGAAAAAUCCAAGACAGAAAUUGAGAUACCUACUUGUGUUUCCAGUUCAUAUGAUAAUAGUUGUAAUGUGUUCAUAAUUGACAAAAGCAAGACUGAAGAAAUUGUGAACGCUACUUCUUUACUUGAAGCUACUGUAGAUAAAGAAACCGCAAAUCAGCAGGCAAUUACAGUACGUCAUAUUUCUUCUGAUCAAAACCAACAUAAUCAAGAUAAUGUUGCUACUAAUAUUCAAGAGUUCCAAAUAGGCAUGAAUAGCCCUGGUUUAGAUGAUAUUAGUGGCUCAUGUUAUAAUAAUAAAGAUAUUAUGACAGUAAAUCAAGAAAAAAAAGCCAAAAUUACUAAAAAUACUGAUAUAGAAACUACAAUAAUAGAUUCUAAAUCUAAUUCUAAUAGCAUUAGAAACGAGGCUGUAGACACUGAAGCUUUACCACAUUUAGAAAUUAGUAAAGAAGAAGAUUGUAUAAAGCAACAUGAGGGUGAUCACAAUGAUGAGAUUUGUAAUAAUAUUUAUUAUGCAACUGAUGAGAUGAAUUGUUCUGCUAAAGCAGAGAAAAUAUCAGAAUGUUACUAUGAUACAGAAAAUAAAGGAAAUGAUUCUUAUGUUCUGGGUAACCUGGAAAAAGUAGAAAGUAAAGAUGACAUAUAUCUUAAUAUUUCAUCUAAAAAACUAAAUGAAUGUGUGAAUAAUGUUACAUUUAACUCUGAAUCCAUUGCUAGUGGAAAUUCAGAUUCCAUGCAUGACACUAAAUGCUUAGAAUUGGAACAAAAUAUUAAAGAAUACUGUAAAAAUACCUUUAACUUACCUGAACUUAACAAUACCAUUACCUUAAAUCCCUUUGAGACAAAGUCAAAAAUAUGUGAAUCUCCUCCAUCAAAUUACAAUAUGUUUGUACCAAUACAAGAAAAUACCUUUGAUGUAGAUCUGAAUAGGACAACAGAAAUAAAAUAUGAUGAGGGAAACAAAGAUACUUUAACUGAAAACACAAUAAUAUUGAAUGAAUCUCUUUUGAAGUUAAAUAAUGAGAGUAACUCUGAUAACCUGGAAGUCCAUACUGAAGAUGAAGAUACAAUUGAAGGACCCUUUUUAGAUGAAUUUGAGACAGCUAUUAUUACUAAAACUGGAGAUCAUAAUAUUAAAAAUGAAGACAUGAUAGAUUUUGAUGAAUUACCAGCUCAAGAAAAUAAUGAUAAUGAAAUUUUUAUAGAUGCAGAAACAUUUGAAUUCUUAUUAAAUCAAAAUAAAAGUAAUGUGGUUGUUGAUAGUGGAAAGGAAAGUUUGUUCCUAAAGUUUGACCCUUUGUUUGCAAAAAGAGAAUCCAUUGUAUCACUUAAUAAACUUCAGAAUACCUCUAAGAAAGCCACACAAGUUGCACAUGAGGUAAUAUCUCAAGAGAAAACAUUAUCAUCUUCAUGUAGUGCCAACCUUCAUGUUGAACCAAUUGAUAUCAUUGAAGAUGCAAAUUUCAAUAAUUCUUGCAAGCCUACUAUGAUAGUAAACCCUGCAAUAAAAUCAGCAGUUUCAAAAAUACCAACAACACCUAUUAGAUCAAAUAGACUAUCACUUACAUGUACUUCGCCAGCAAUGGCUGUUGUUGACCAACUGCUUUCACUCAGUGGUGUUGCAGAUAUAAGUGAUCAAGACCUCACAAUGCACGAAAGGAACCCAGAACAAAGCCAAAUAGCUAACACACUGACUAGCUUAAGAGAAAUGUUACAAAAUAAAGAAGUAGAGGUUGGUAAUUUGCGGACAGAAAGUAGAGAACUUCAGGAUAGAUUACAAGAAUUAAAAUCACAAGUGAAUAAUCGGAAGCAUGAAUGUGAAGCCAAAUUUAGAAACCUUAUAAAAACAAAAGAAAAGUUGGAAGAAACAACAGAGCUAAACAAAGAAAAGGCAAAAAUUGUGGAAGAAUAUGAGAAGACAUUUGCAAGUUUAGUCUCAGAGCUGGAGCAGAAUAGGAAAUGUAUUGCUGAAGAGAGAGGUAAAUUAAUAAAGGAACGUGAUGAACAAAGGGGACACCUAUCAAAUAUAGAUUAUUCAUAUAAUGAUUUGGUUACUAAAUUUGAUAGAAGCAAGCAAAUAAUCUUACAUAUGAAAAACAAUGAAGAAACAUAUUUAAAAAGUGUAGAGGAAUUUGAUGAGAAUAUUUUAAAAAUGCAAAAUAAUUAUGAUUUAUUGAAACAACACGCAGCAUCAAAACUCAAUCAAGCUAAUUUGGAGCUUGAAAAGAUGAACAAAGUGCAUGAAGCUGAAGUGGCAAAGUUAAAUGCAAUGGUUAAGAUGGAGGAACUUCGAAUUAGGACAUUGGAAAAAACCCUUGCCCAGAAAACCACAGAAAGUGAAAAAUUGACUGCUAUUUGUGAUGAACUUAUUAACCGUCGUAUGAAUUAAUAAGUUACUCAAAUUAAAAUUCUUUGAAAAGAAUAUUUAUUCACAACUUAACAAUUCUUGUAAUAUAUUUAACAAUAUUGAAUAUGAUUACAUGAAUUAAAAAACUAUCACUAUGAGGAAGUGUAAUGUAAAAAUGAUAUUGUGCUACCAAUCCAUUUCCGAAUUGGUUGGCUAUCUCUAUUGAAACACAAAGGUAAUACUCAAAUGUCUCUACACCAAACAACACAAAGAUGUAAGACUCACUGAGACUUUAUAUAAGAGUCCUAUAUUAUGUUAGUAAUAUUUGUGCCUUCACUUGUCUGGUUUUAUAGUUUACAUAUAGCAUAGUUCUGUUGUAUAAUAUGUGCCAAAUCUUAUUUUUUACUAUUUGAUAGUAUACUAUUAACUAAUUUUUGAUAUUUAAAUAAAUGUUAUAUAUAAGAAACAAUAAAUUAAAUUCAAUAUUAUUUUGUAUAACUUAAAUCCAGCAUAAGUAUAUCUAUUAUAACAAAGGAAUAUAUCAGAAGAAAUUUUAAUUAAAUUGAUAUAAAAUAAAUAAUAUUAUUGAAGAUAUCCAAUGUUCAUAUCACAAUUUGUGAAAACUGUCUAAUAUAAAUUUUUAGUGACCAAAAACCAUAAACAUACAGAAACCAAAUAUAAGUUAUCAAUAAGGUUUGACAAUUUUAGAUAUUGUAUCAAAAUAUAGAACGGUUAGGCAAGGUAUAUGUAUGAGCUAAGACAAAAUUUAUCAACAUAAUUUAGAAUGUAUGUUUUUGUAUUUCCUUGUGUCAUCAUUGCCACAAUUUUUAACUUAUAACUAUUAUUAUAAUAAUGGCAAUACACAAUAGAUGAAUAAUAAAAAUAGUAUUACCAAGAAAUUUAGUUGAAUAUGUGAGCUAAGCUAAUAUAAUAUAUUUUUGUAUAAAAUAGAUAUAUAUUUUUAUAGUCUCUAUAAAUAAUUAGUUACUAAGGUAGGUUUUAAUUAGUAAUGUAAUUUAUUUUAAUCUUUACUGUUUGUUUUAAUGGUUGUGAAGUUGUCAAGUUUGCAUGUACUCUGUAUAUAAUAUGUAAUAAUACAUUCAUUGUGUAAAGUUCUUAUUUUUGGAUAAAAUUCCCCUUAGAGAAUUUAUGUCUAGAUAGACUAUGACAGCCGUGAACACGUCGAAAGAAAUAGUGGCGCACUGUUAGCCUCCAUUUUCAGUAAGGCACGGACACUUAAAGUUACUGACGUAUAAUAAUGGAAGACAUAGCUGCUGUCAUGCAUACUAAAGUCAUAACCUGCCCUUUUGUCAUGUAUUACCUAAUAGCAAAAGGCUCUAAACUACUGUUUCUUUUUUGAGAAUCAUCACAGUUAUCUCUAAUAAAAAUUAAAUAUUUCUGGAGUGUGCCAGUGAAUAGAACUCAUUCAACAGAGAAAGCAAAAGACACAGUACAGAAGUAGGUGGUCCUUCGUUGUUACAUAGGACCACCUACUGUGUCCAGUUGCUGCGUGAUUUUAUGUAAAUACUUUAGUUUCUCUUUUUAUAUUUUAGAAAGUAACCGAUACAUAAAGUGGUAGAUCCUGUCCAUUCCAAUGCAGUGCCGCUCAAGAUUCUUUAAAAUUUCAAUAUUUGGUGUAAUUUUUGUUAUUGAAAUGCGUAGUAAUAAAUAAAAUGCUAACUGUCUCAAUAAAUAAUGAACUAUUGUAGUACAGAAAAUAUUAUUAGGGAUGGUGUAUAAUGCGUAUCUAUUAAAGCCAUUGAACUUUUAA